Molecule: messenger RNA, 353 nt
Organism: Staurois parvus
Lineage: Eukaryota; Metazoa; Chordata; Amphibia; Anura; Ranidae
Source: the annotation of a GenBank genome assembly
AUGCAGACUGCUGCUACAGACAUUUGUGAAAGAAUGGGUCGCUCUCAGGAGCUCAGUGGAUUCAAGCGUUGUACCAUGAUAGGUUGCCACUUGUGCAAUAAGGCCAUUCGUAAAAUAUUCCUUGCUACUAAAUAUUCCACGGUCAACUGUUAGUGGUAUUGUAACAAAGUGGAAGUAACUGAGAACAAAAGCAACUCAGCCACGAAGUGGUAGGCCACGUAAAGUGACAGAUCAGGGUCAGCGCAUGUCACAAACUGUCUGCAGAGUUAAUAGCUAAAGACCUCCAAACUUUGUUUCCAGUGAAGGGAACUCUUAAAGCGUCAGCAUACCAAGACGUUUUGGACAAUUUCAUG